Ruditapes philippinarum (Manila clam) is the source of this 481-nucleotide messenger RNA. RefSeq lists its product as uncharacterized. The record is from RefSeq and is a predicted model, not a curated record. Lineage: Eukaryota; Metazoa; Mollusca; Bivalvia; Venerida; Veneridae. The transcript is spliced from 2 exons. The annotation marks the transcript as partial.
AUGGCGGUUUGCGGUCCGCAUGAUAGUGGUGGUCCACAUGGUGGUGGUGGUCCGCAUGUUGGCAGUGGUCAACAUGUUGGCAGUGGUCCGCAUGGUGGUGAUGAUCCGCAUGGUGGCCGUGGUCAACAUGGUGGUGGUCCGCAUGGUGGUGAUGCUCCGCAUGCUGGUGGUGGCCCGCAUGGUGGUAGAGGUCCGCAUGCUGGUGCUGGUCCGCAUGUUGGCAGUGAUCCGCAUAUUGGUGGUGGUCCGCAUCAUGGUGGUGAUGAUCCGCAUGCUGGUGGUGGUCCGCAUAGUAGCGGUGGUCCCCAUGGUAGCGGUGGUCUGCAUGGUGGUGGUGGUCAGCAUGCUGGUGGUGGUCAGCAUGCUGGCGGUAGUCUGCAUGUUGGCGGUGUUCUGCAUGUUGGGAGUGGUCAGCAUGCUGGUGUUGGUCUGCAUGCUGCUGGUGGUCCGCAUGCUAGUGGUGGUCCGCAUGCUGGUGGUG